This is a messenger RNA of Perca flavescens (yellow perch), 2078 nucleotides long. It is a transcript of the gene iqck, whose product is annotated as IQ motif containing K. Gene Ontology annotation, molecular function: protein binding. The record is from RefSeq and is a predicted model, not a curated record. NCBI's taxonomy places the organism in Eukaryota, Metazoa, Chordata, Actinopteri, Perciformes, Percidae. The coding region runs from base 524 to 1375 and encodes 283 amino acids. The transcript is spliced from 9 exons.
UGCUGCCCUCUAGCGGCGAAUACCGGAACCACGGAAUUAAACUCGUAGCGCCUAUUUUAUGCCACUAGCAACGUUAUCCUAAUGUGUUACACUAUAAUUAUCAGAAGUGUCGGUAUCACGUACGUAUAGUAAAGUCGGACUCUUUGUAAUGUUAUUUAAAAAUAUUUUCGGCGAGCCAUCGUGUUGUAUUCCAGAAACUGUUUAGAAAAUCUGUUGAGUCAUUGUUUUGGUUUUUCCUCUACUUUUUUGAACACCUUAGCUAGCUAGCUAAGUGCUAGUUCUAAAUUCUUCCUGUUGUGUUAGCUAAAUUGUCCCUUAUUAUCUGAGAAGAAAACAAGCUGCGUGUCGUGAGCGGCUACAGACCGCAGCUGGACCUUAUUGUAUUAUUUAUAUAUGUUAUAUAUGGUAUUAUCUCCCAAUGUUAGCCUACUUGAUGCAUUUUUAGUACACCGGAAGUCAUUAGCAAUACUUCCUUGGCAACCUAGCGAGUCCCUGGCAACUACUGGAGCGAACAGGCGGAAUAAUGGCGAAGAUAAUCGGAGCCAAAAAAUCACUUUGGCAACAAGUGUGUGAAGAGUAUGAAGCUGAGCAGCCCAGUCCUCCCAGUGUUGUGUGGACAGACAGCAGCUCAGUGAGCACACAGCUCUCCCAGUACAGCGCCAGUACACACUCCACAGUCUUAAUCGGACUCACCACAGCCGAGGUGUUUGUGGACGAUGAUCCUCUCAGAGACUUUGACCCUCUUUGGCACCCUCCUGGGUUAGGAAAACCUCGUCCUCCAGGCCAGAAGUGCCCGUCAACAGCUGCAACUAGAUCACCUCCACAACUACAUGGAGGUCCUGUCAAACGUUUUUUGGAGAGUAGAGUGUUUCCAGUGUUGUUGCCUGGACUGGAGGCUUUGCUGACAGAAGCCCAGAAACAUGGCUGUUUCGAGAAGAAAAAAACUGCAUUUAACCCAUGCGACUUCCUGACUGAGUGGCUCUACAACCAUAACCCCCGCAGGCGAGAACAGGUUCCAGUGAACUUUCAUGACAUCCCUUUUGUCCAACAUUGGCUCAGCAUGCAUCCCAGGCCUCCCAUCCCUCUGUUUCUACUGCUGAGCAAGGAUCAGGCUGCUCUGCUCAUCCAGGCUUUCUGGAGGGGAUACAAGAUCAGGGCACGCCCAGAUGUGCAGGAGCUGCGCCAGUGGCAGAAAGAACUGAGAGAGAACAGUGACAUUGCCAAAACUGUCGAGCAGUUCUGGGCCCAACGAGAGAGCAGAGUGGGCUCUGCCAUGACAGAUAUUCCAGAAAGCCCCCAGCCCGCCAACGCAGAUGUGUCCAUCCAGGUGGUUCCCCCCACCCCCAGAGCACCGUGGUCCACACCCCCCAGAUGACCCCUGAGGGCAGUGAGUGGCUGACCUCCAGCCUGUGAAGUGUGGAGAAAAUGGCCUCCACACCAUCACCAACUGAUUUCCUGCCUGUAGCUGUGCAUUGUGACAAAUCCCUGACUGCAGCGUCUCCUUUACUAGGAACUCAAAGCCUGAGCUAGUCUAGUGACAACUGAGAUCAUUGGCUCUGUGAACUAUGUUUCUUUUGAUGUUCAAACUCUGUUAGGUAGAUGUCAAACUGACCAAAGUGAUCAGUCAAACAAGCCAUUAAAAACGCCUGUAACCAAUUGGAUAUGGCCAGGCAGGGAUUUAUGGUCUGAGAUUUGUGUCUAAUUAGUUGAUUGCUUUCAUUGCCUUUGAUGGAUCACUUCCCUUCAUGAGUCUCACCCGACAAAUGAACGCCAUAUACAGUAGUACGGUUCACAUAUUAUUAUUAGUCAGGAGUGAAGCCUCCUGUAACCGACUUUAUAUUUCCUUGCAGCACCUCUACUUAAUAGCUCACUGGAAGAUAACCAAAUAGUAUUUCCUUGCCUUGUUAUUUCCUUUUUACUUAUCAAUACAUAUCACUCUACAAAAAAGGUUAUAGCAUUUCCAUUCAAGCCAGGAAGUGAGGCCAGAGUGAAAGGUGAGUCAGCGUGCAGAGCAGCACUUUCUAUCCUUUUUAUCAGGAAAAGGAAAGUACACUGUCAGAGAAACGGAUUUUAAAAAA